Trichoplax adhaerens is the source of this 2556-nucleotide messenger RNA. RefSeq lists its product as uncharacterized. The annotation marks the transcript as partial. Gene Ontology annotation, biological process: intra-Golgi vesicle-mediated transport; endoplasmic reticulum to Golgi vesicle-mediated transport; intracellular protein transport. The record is from RefSeq and is a predicted model, not a curated record. Lineage: Eukaryota; Metazoa; Placozoa; Uniplacotomia; Trichoplacea; Trichoplacidae. Gene Ontology annotation, molecular function: protein binding; structural molecule activity. Gene Ontology annotation, cellular component: COPI vesicle coat. The transcript has 22 exons.
CCGCUGCGGUUAGACGUCAAGAGAAAGCUAUCUGCGCGGUCUGACCGUGUCAAAUGCGUAGAUUUGCAUACUCAUGAGCCGUGGAUGUUGGCAAGUUUAUACAAUGGAAAUAUUCAUGUCUGGAAUUACGAUACUCAAACGCUUGUCAAGACCUUUGAGGUUACCGAUCUGCCUGUACGAGCUGCAAAAUUUUGUGUUCGUAAAAGCUGGAUAAUAACUGGAGCGGAUGAUAUGAACGUGCGAGUAUAUAAUUAUAAUACUUUAGAAAAGAUUAAAGCUUUCGAAGCACAUUCAGAUUAUAUUCGAUCGAUUAUCGUCCAUCCUAUGCAAGCAUACGUUUUAACUAGUAGUGAUGACAUGACCAUUAAAUUAUGGGAUUGGGAAAAAAGUUGGCAGUUAGUUCAAACGUUUGAAGGCCAUUCACAUUAUGUUAUGCAAAUUGUUUUAAACCCUAAAGAUACGAAUACGUUUGCAAGUGCAUCACUUGAUCGUACGAUAAAGGUAUGGCAAUUCGGCGUAUCGGCACCAAAUUAUACUUUGGAAGGUCACGAAAAGGGAGUUAACUGUAUCGACUAUUAUACUGGCGGAGAUAAACCGUAUUUGGUAUCAGGAGCAGAUGACAGACUUGUCAAAAUUUGGGAUUAUCAAAAUAAAGCUUGUGUUCAGACCCUUGAUGGUCAUGCUCAAAACGUUUCCGUUGUAGCCUUUCAUCCUGAAUUGCCUAUUAUUUUAACGGGAUCUGAAGAUGGAACCGUCCGAAUAUGGCACGCCAAUACAUAUCGCUUAGAAACGACCCUAAAUUAUGGACUUGAGCGGGUAUGGACAAUUUGUUGUAUGCGAGGCUCCAAUAAUAUCGCUGUUGGUUAUGAUGAAGGUAGCAUUCUUGUUAAACUUGGACGUGAAGAUCCUGCUUUAAGUAUGGAUAGUAAUGGAAAAAUUGUUUGGGCAAAACAUAACGAAUUGCAACAAGCAAAUGUUAAGAAUCUUGGCGAUAUCAACGUAAAGGAUGGUGAGAGAUUACCUAUUUCUGUUAAGGACAUGGGCAGCUGUGAAUUGUAUCCACAAACGAUCGCGCAUAACCCUAAUGGCAGAUUUGUAGUUAUAUGCGGCGAUGGAGAAUAUAUUAUAUACACUGCUAUGGCUUUAAGAAGUAAAAGUUACGGAAGUGCAAAUGAAUUUGUCUGGGCUGCCGAUUCAUCUCAAUAUGCUAUUCGCGAAGGCACGUCAAAGGUUAAAAUUUUUAAGAAUUUUAAAGAAAAGCAAACGUUCAAGCCAGAUUAUGGAGCUGAAGGCAUUUACGGAGGUUACUUACUAGGAGUAAAGUCGUCAACGAGCUUGACAUUUUUUGAGUGGGAUUCACUUAGAUUAGUUCGAAGAAUAGAAAUUGUACCGAAAACGAUCUCCUGGUCAGAUAGUGGUGAAUUAUGUUGUAUUGCUACCGAGGAGUCAUUCUUUGUUUUAAAAUACAAUCAAGAAAUUGUAGUUCAGACACCCGAGAAUGAUGAAAGCGUCACUGAAGAUGGCAUCGAAGCUGCCUUCGACGUUCUAACUGAGGUACAAGAAGUGGUAAAAACCGGUAUAUGGGUAGGCGACAGCUUUAUUUUCACAAAUUCAGUUAAUAGAUUAAAUUACUUCGUUGGAGGAGAAAUAGUUACUGUUGCUCAUUUGGAUGGGGUUAUGUAUCUACUUGGCUAUAUACCGAAAGAUAAUCGGUUAUACCUUGGUGAUAAAGAUUUAAAUAUUGUUAGUUACUCGUUGCCGUUAUCCGUUAUGGAAUAUCAGACAGCGAUUAUGCGAAAAGAUUUUGACACUGCGGAUAGGGUAUUACCAACUAUACCUGAGGAUCAGAAGACAAGAGUUGCGCGCUUUCUUGAAAAACAAGGCUUUUUAAAGACAGCAUUACAAGUAUCUACGGAUCCUGAUCACCGAUUUGACCUUGCCAUUAGUACUGAUAACUGGAAUUUAGCGUUUCAGUUUGCUAAAGACGCUGAGUCACCUCAGAAAUUUAAACGCUUAGCAGAACAAUGUAUGAAAAAUGGUGCUUUUGAUUUGGCUGAGAAAUGCCUUGAAGAGUCCGGUGAUUUUGGCGGAUUGUUAUUGUUAGCUACAUCAUCUGGAAACGCUGAUAUGAUAUCAAGAUUGGCUAGCACGUCUAAAAAGAAUGAUAAGACAAAUAUAGCAUUUGUCUCUUGUUUCCUGCUCGGCAGGUUGGACGCUUGCCUGGAAUUAUUAUGUUCUACUGGCCGAUUACCGGAAGCUGCAUUCUUCGCUCGUGCUUACCUACCUAGCCAAGUAUCACGAGUUGUAAAAUUAUGGCAAGAAGAUUUAGGAAAAAUGAAUGAAAAAGCAGCGAAUUCUCUCGCUGACCCAGAGAAAUAUGAAAAUUUAUUUCCAGACUUAUCACAAGGUAUUGAGAUUGAAAGCAUCUUAAAACCGCAACUCGGCUUACUAUCUCCAGCAUCGGAGUAUCCAAAAGUCAAGGUAAUCGAUCUGUUAUAUUACAUUUAUUUGAAUAGUAAACAAUAUUUAUUGUACCUGAAAGAAUUAAUGCUAUAA